This is a messenger RNA of Cuscuta europaea, 2288 nucleotides long. The record is from the annotation of a GenBank genome assembly. NCBI's taxonomy places the organism in Eukaryota, Viridiplantae, Streptophyta, Magnoliopsida, Solanales, Convolvulaceae.
CUUCACACGCAGGCACCAGAAGAAAAGAACACCAGAACCCCUUUGAAGCUCCUGCCGGACCGCUACAAGAUCCUGCCGGACCGCUACAAGCUCCUGUCGGACCGCUACAAGCUUCCGCCGGACCGCUACAAGCUCCUUGAAUUUCUCUCCACUGCGUCAAAAAAUUUAUGGCAUCCAAGCAUCUCCUCGUAAAUCAAAGAAGCAAAUCGGUAAAGAAAAUCAACGAAGCUAGUCAACAAAGGAAAUCAACAAAGCAAAUCAACCGAGCAAAUCAACAAAGCAAAUCAACCGAGCAAAUCAACUAUAUUCCAUACCAUAUUAUUACUUCACGAAAAGGUUUGGAGCGUUUAUGUACACAUGUUCAAAGUGGGGUAUUUUAAUUAUUUUUCCCAAUUAAUUAACUUCCCUGUAACUUAUUUCUCACUAGAAAUCAGACAAAACGAAAUGAUAUUCCAGUGAAAAAGAUCUUUCAUGUUUCCCCCAGAGUUUGGUUCUUGCUGUACGCAUCGGCGUGAAUCGCAGAUGUCGCCGCCCACUCAAUGAAUCCGAAUCGGCCAAAGUUUAGAUUGCCGCAGCUUUCGACUUCUCCAAAGUUUGCGAACAAUGUUUCCUUCAAAACGUCAAUGAAUUCGAACCUCAAAAUGCCUAGGAGAUCACUCCUUAAACCAACCCUAACCCUCGUCAUAGUCAUUUCCAUCUUUGCCCUCUACGCCUUCUUUAAUUCCUUCAUCUUCUCUAAGCCGCUGGCCGUCAACAAUGGAAUCGGCAUUUUGGGUUCAUCAAGCAAUGGAGAGUAUUUCGAGGCGGAACCACACGUAUCCGUUAAGGUUUAUAUGUACGAUCUGCCAAGGGAGUUUACCUAUGGGGUGAUUGAGAGCUACAAUUUGGCCCGAGGAGGGGAGAAGCUAAAAGAAGACUCUUUGCUCAAGUACCCGGGUACUCAGCAUGCGGCCGAAUGGCACCUCUUCACAAGCCUAAUCAUCAGGGAUCAUGGCCGGAUGGGGUGGUCCGUCAUUCCUGUGUCCGAACCCGAUCAGGCCGACCUCUUCUAUGUGCCCUUUUUUUCUUCCUUGAGCCUUGUUGUUAAUCCUGUGAACCGGCCGCGUUCAGGGGACGGGCCUGUGUAUAGUGAUGAGAAGAUGCAGGAUGCUUUGAUUGAGUACUUGGAACAACAAGAGUAUUGGAAUAAGAAUAAUGGCUGGGAUCAUGUAUUCAUAUGUCAGGAUCCGAAUGCCUUGUACAAAGUUGUGGAUAAGGUGAAGAACGGAGUGCUGUUGGUAUCAGAUUUUGGUAGGUUGGCUCAUGACCAGGCCUCACUAAUUAAGGAUGUCAUCUUGCCUUACACACAUCGUAUUAAUACAUAUAAGGGAGAUAUCGGGAUUGAAAAUCGCAAGACACUGCUUUUCUUCAUGGGAAACCGGUAUCGGAAAGAGGGAGGAAAAAUUCGCGAUUUGCUUUUUCAAGUUCUUGAGAAUGAAAAUGAUGUUAUUAUAAAACAUGGUACUCAGUCUAGGGAGAGCCGUCGUGCAGCAUCCCAUGGAAUGCAUACUUCAAAAUUUUGUUUGCAUCCAGCUGGUGACACGCCAUCUGCUUGCCGUCUGUUUGAUGCUAUAGUGAGCUUGUGCAUUCCUGUCAUUGUUAGUGACUAUAUUGAGUUGCCCUUUGAAGAUGUCAUCGACUACAGAAAGAUUGCAAUUUUCGUGGAUUCGGGCACAGCGGUUAAGCAAGGGGCCUUGGUUGAAAUUCUGAGGGCACUGAGCAUGGAGAACAUUUUGGAAUUUCAAGGAGAGUUAAAAAAGGUUAAGCAUUAUUUUGAAUACGAGGACCCGAACGGAACAGUCAAAGAAAUAUGGCGUCAAGUUUCAUCAAAGUUACGACACAUCAAAUUGAUGAUCAAUCGUGAUAAGCGACUUGUGAAGAGGGAGUUGAAUGAACGCCUGGAUUGCUCUUGCCUUUGCUCUAACCAGUCGAGGAUUCAUACAACAUUCUGACUGCUUGUUUUCUACAUUUUAUUCAUUCGUUCGUGUGACUGUUAUACGUUGGUGGCUCAGUAUAAGACUAUAAGAUACCCAAACGUUGUAAUUGCAGAAAGGUAUAAAAAGUUAGGAGCAAUGUUAUGAUGUAUAUUCACGGUCUGUGCAUUAUGUUACCGAGAGUAUUGUAGUCUAUUGUAACUGGCGGAAUGUAAUAUGUGAAGGAAAUUGAAUAAGGAAAAUAGCCCUUCUGGUAUUUUCGUUGUAUCCACUGGUUAAGGAGAAAAUAAAAUGACCUUUCCCGUUCCUUUCCAG